This is a messenger RNA of Chenopodium quinoa (quinoa), 3570 nucleotides long. RefSeq names its product DUF724 domain-containing protein 6-like. The transcript is spliced from 9 exons. The record is from RefSeq and is a predicted model, not a curated record. The coding region runs from base 16 to 3210 and encodes 1064 amino acids. NCBI's taxonomy places the organism in Eukaryota, Viridiplantae, Streptophyta, Magnoliopsida, Caryophyllales, Amaranthaceae.
GUACUACGGAGUGAAAUGCAGAGGACAAAAGAGGAGUGCGAGAGUGAAAUAAUGACCAAUUACCCCUUUUCAGUUUUCCCCCAAAUUGAAAAGAAAAUGCAACCUAAAUCCAAAACCAAACGUCUCGAAAACCUACGAAAACCCCCCAUUUUCAUUCACUUUUCUUCAACUCCUACUACUACAUCUUCUUCUUCUUCACUCCCCCAUUUCCCAAAUCCAAAUCAAAUUAACCCCUUUUUCUCAAUCGGAUCCCAAGUCGAAGUUACUUCCGACGAAGAAGGUUUCAAGGGUGCCUGGUAUUCUGCUACUGUCAUUCAACCUCCUCAUUCAAAGCAGAACCAACAACAGAUUUUUGUUGAGUACAAUAAUUUACUGUCGGAUGAAAAUGGUUCUUCCCUUUUGAAGGAAUUUGUUGAUUCCGAAUUCGUAAGACCUAAACCUCCUGUUGAUAAAAAUGAUAAGGUUUCUUUCGAUUUAGACGACGUUGUUGAUGCGUUUUAUCAAGAUGGCUGGUGGUGUGGUGUUGUCACUUGUAUUGUUUCGCAAAAUAGGUACAGAGUUUUCUUCUCCAGUCCGCCUGAUGAGAUAGAAUUUGAUGCUUCUGAUCUUAGGAUUCAUAAGAAUUGGGUCCAUGGCAUCUGGGUUCUCCCUCAAAAGCAGAGAAUGAGGGAUUUGAAUUUCAGCCCAGGAACAGCUGUAGAAGUGAACAUUGAUCCAGAGAGUUCUUGUGAUGUUUGGUUUCCUGCAACUUUCAUUAAACAAGCUGCUAACAACUUGUUCUUGGUGGAGUAUCAGAGGUCAAAGGAAGUUGGACUUCAAAAAGUAGCUGUAGAUUCUAAUCAUAUUAGACCUUCACCUCCUAGUUCGAGUAACAAAGUUUUCAAUUUACUGGAGAAAGUUGACGCAUUUUACGAUUAUCGUUGGUUGAGUGGGGUGGUCACCAAAAUUCUUGCAGACGGAAGGUACAUAGUUUACUUUAAGCGCACAAAAAAGGAAAAGGAACUGUCUCAUGCAGAUUUGAGGCUCCACAUGGAGUGGAGUAGUGGCAAGUGGAUUCAUUCUUCCCAGGAUUCCUCAAUGACGUCAAAUUCUGAAAAGCGUGCAAAUUAUAUUGUUAAUGGUGGUAACAAGGAGAAGACUCGCGCCCCAUCUGAAAGUGCUGGCUCGGAUAAACAUUUUAUCAUUAAUCUUAGGAGUUGUCAGAAAGAGUUAACGCCUGGCAAUGAAAAGGCCAAUUACAGCAGCGCAGCACCUAGCAGUAAAAAAUCUAAACAGACAAGUGCUAAUGGCGAUGCUAGUUAUUCCAGACCUUCAAGAAAAUCGAAUGAUGAAUCUGCAUCUGAUGUGCCUUUAUCUCCUGAAACAUGCAAAUCUAAAACGCAACAAAUAGAGGGAUCAAGUAAUGUGACUUCAGUAGAUUUUGAUUCUCCAGCACCUGGUCAUCCUGAGCAUUCUAAUUUGAAACAGUUUGAAGACAUCAGUCAGCCUUCUGAUCCUACAGAGAUGAAGGUGGACCAUGAGAAACAAUCUGCCUUGAGAAAGAGAGGAAGACCAAGAGUGCGACCUUUACUGUCAGGGGAUGCUGUUGGAGAUACUAUCGAUCAAACCCGAAAUAAAAGUGAUGAGAUGAAACCAUUUGGACCUAUAGUCAUAGGGCUGACGCAUAAUGGCAAGAUGAUUGACACUCUAGGUGAAAGUUCAAGUCAGCAAUUGAUAUUGGGGCAUAAAAAGGCUGUAGAUGAUGAAGAGAAAAACGUGGAUUCUUCAGCAGAUCAUGAAAGCGUAGUAAGCAAUGGGAGUGAGCAACAGAAAGAAGGUGAAGUCACCAAUCAGAAGAGGAAGAGAGGCCGGCCACCUAAAGUGCUGUAUAGGCUUGGUAGUCCACAGACUAAAGAAGCAGUGCCAGAAGUUGUUGAAGAGAAGAAAGAUGAAGCUUCUGAUGCUAAAGAUGACGAUGAAAGACACUUUCCAACAAAUGAAGUUGAGAAGCCUAUUACUAUUGUUGACCCUUCUGACAAUAGCAACGCUGCACCUACUGAUUUUCAUGAUAAAAGCGUGAGGAAAUUUACAGAUCAAAUUAAGUUACUAAGUGACAUACGUAGGCUGAGUACUAGAAGUACUUUAAAAAAGCAAGGGAGAAAACAAAGAAAAAUCCCAACAGAAUCAAUCAUGGUGGAUUCAGAUGAACCUGUCAAACCUGUUGCUUUGAGGACUGUAUUGAGGAAAGGAAGGAAACAGAAACCAACCAAGCUGGUUGAUCCUCAAAGAGAAGAUGUUGUAGAUAAUACAGGAAUAAAAGCCAUUGAGGUUUUUAACAAUGGAGUACCUAGAGAGUCUGACAAUGUUGUUGCUGGAACCUCCAGCAAUGCUUCUGAUGAUGAUAGGCCAUUAUCAGCCUGGUUUGAAGGAGCACAUUCUCCCACAACGGAUGCAAGAAUCCCUCCGGGUGGGACUGCUAAUCAAUCUGGUGAGAGUGGAGAUGGAGGAGAAGAAUUGAAGACAACACCUGUUGGUCUCUUUGAAGAGAAUGAACAAGAUAAUAGGUGCACUUCAGCUGAAAAUGUCAGCCAAGAGCAAUACAAGAAUUUCGAAAUGCCAAUUCAAUCACAGUCCACUGCAAUUGUGCCUGUGGAAAGUCGAGACUUGCCCUUUGUAAAGAAUUCCCUUAUCUGGGAGAUGAUAGAGAACAUGGAAGUUUUGAAGCGAAUUCCUCAAAAGCCGCAUUUCUACCCUUUGUAUAAUUGCAAGGAAGAAUGUCGUGAAGGAUUAGCCAUAGGCAGUAUGGUAACUUUCACCAGUUUGGUGGAGAGAAUAUCAAAAUCUCUUUUUAGUGAACCCAAAAGCCUCUUGGAUGGGUAUCUGGAAGCUCUUGUUGACUUGGAAGAACUAGGAUUUGAUGUAGCACUGGUUAGAGAGCAAUUAAACAAGAUGAUAUCCAUAAAAGGCAAGUACGAGCAUGCUCAAAAUACGACUAAAGAGAUUGAGAGUCAGAUCAUGGAGCGUAAUUUUGAGAAGUCACAAAUCAAUGAGGAGGUUGCAGAGUUAGAUAAGAAGAUUGCAGAACUAAAGGAGAAACGGGCCUUAGUAGUUUCAAAGAGAGAGAGAAAGGAUGCUGAGAUUGCAUUGCUGCAGACGAGUGUAAAUGCUGUCAAGGGUGCCCUUGAAAGUGCUGAAGAGGAGUUCGAGAAAGUAACUACCUCACUUUGGUAAACAUUGUUCGCUUGUAUACAUCUUUGUAACUCUUGUGUGUACAGAGCAUUAGCGGGUCUAGCUUGUAGUGCUAAAAUCUGAGUAGGUCUAGGAAGUAGUGAAAGACAAGGAAAAAGAAAAAGAAGAGGGUUUCAUCUAUCUUGGCAAACUUGAGGUGGCCAAUGUUAGAAUUGCUCUAUGUGCUGCUGCAAUAUCGCAGUCGGAAUUUGUUGUUUGUAGUGCUGUGACUGCUGUCUACAGGAUCAGCUAUUAUACCUGUUUGUAUUAGACAAAGUUAUCUUGUUACUGCUUAAAUUGAGCAUCCUAGGUUGCAUUGCAUGAACCUGGUGGUUGAAGGCCUAUUCUUAUGAUCUUUAAUUA